CACAUGACAAGCUGAAAACAUGGCGCUGGCUACUGCGGACUGGAAUCCCUUAGGGGAAGUCUUUUACAGGAAAACAGAGCUGUAUCAGAUGGAAUGGAUGCAGGACUUGUACAAGUAUAAUGUUGCCACAGCACCGUAUGGAGGUCCUAUAGCCCUGAUCCAGGAUGAGAGUAAAUUAGUAGCCAAAGUGCAAGGAAACAUCAAACCCACAGUAUAUAUCUAUUCUGCUGCUGGAAGAGAAAUAACCAGGUUCACUUGGAACAGUGGUCAUGUUAUUCAGCUUGGUUGGUCAAACACUGAAGAUCUUCUCUGCGUACAGGAUGAUGGCGGUGUACUGGUCUAUGACAUAUUUGGCAAUUUUAAGAGAACCUUCAGCCUGGGAACAGAGGUCAAGGACACCAAGGUGCUGGAAGUGAAGAUAUUCCAGACAGCCAAUACUACGGGGAUUGCUGUACUGACCAGCACAUACAGGAUAUUUGUAUGUAAUAAUAUUGAAGAUCCCAGAGUAAGAAGACUGGCUGAGGUGCCAGGUCUCCAGGCUCCCCCCAGUAGUUGGGCCAUCAUUAACCAGGACAGACAGACCAGAGCUCUGGUGGCAAAGGAGAACGAAUUGUUUUUACUGGACCACGGAGGACAGUAUCAGCAGCAGACUGUAGAUGUGAGUAUCCCAGUGGAGUCAUUUAUAGAGAUGUCAGUGUCCUUCAAUAAUAAAUACCUGGCACUGUUCACAAACACAGGACUCCUGUGGAUCGGCUCGGCUGAUUUACAGAAAGUUUACUGUGAAUUUAAUACUAAAAGUGCAGUGAGACCCACACAACUUUGUUGGUGUGGUACAGGCUCCAUAGUAAGUUACUGGGCAGAGCUUAACCUGCUCCUGAUGGUAGGACCUUCUAAAGAUUGGGUGAAAUACAGCUAUGAUACUCCAGUGACUUUGGUGCAGGAAAUAGAUGGGCUCAGAAUCAUAGGGAAUGAUACACAUGAAUUUUUACAGAGAGUUCCACCUGUUGUUGAGGAAAUCUUCAAGAUUGGUUCUAUGGCUCCUGGUGCCAUGUUAUAUGAAGCUUCUAGGGAGUUUGGGAAAGGAAGUCAGCGAGCAGACGAAUACAUCAGAAUGAUCAAAGACAAGUUGGACUUGGCUGUUGAACAAUGUAUAGAGGGCGCUGGUUAUGAGUAUGAGCCCAAGAGUCAGAAGGCACUGCUUAGAGCGGCGUCAUUUGGAAAAUGUUUCCUGACAGACGUGAGACCAGAAACCUUUGUGAACAUGUGUCAGAUGCUGAGAGUUCUCAAUGCAGUUCGUGAUUACACUGUGGGCCUGCCUUUAACCUACACACAAUUGCAAUCACUGACCUUACCGGUGCUAAUAGACAGACUGGUGGUGCGGCGCCACUACCCCCUGGCAGUGAGGAUUUGUCAGUAUCUCAAGAUACCUGAGGCAGAUGGCGCCAGUCGUAUCAUGGCGCACUGGGCUUGUUAUAAGGUUGAACAAACUGGAGUUGAGGAUGAGGCCAUUGCGCGUUCUAUAUCUCAGAAGUUGGGCGACACUCCAGGUGUUUCGUAUUCUGAAAUUGCUAAUAAAGCUUUGGAUGUGGGCAGACCUGAGCUGGCAACAAGGCUGUUGGACUAUGAACCCCGGGCUGCAGAGCAGGUUCCCUUGCUGAUGAAGAUGAAGAAAGAACAACUUGCCUUGUCUAAGGCAAUAGAGAGCGGAGACACAGACUUGAUGUAUAUGGUGAUACUGAACCUCAAGGAGAAGAUGAGUUUAGGAGAUUUCUACAUGACCAUCAGGAACAUGCCAGUGGCACAUGCUUUAUAUUUACAGUAUUGUCGCCAGGAGAACCUGAAGAACCUGCAAGAUCUGUAUUACCAGGAGGACAAUUUCCAGGAAGAGGGGGACUGCAGGGUCAAAGAGUGCUACACAGAGGAGCGACUAGAGUCCCGCAUAGACUGCCUAAUGGCCGCCAUGGAGUGCUAUAAUAAAGCCAGAAAUGAGUGGGCAGCUAAGGUGACAGAGGAACAAGUAAAACUUCUAAAAUACCAGCGUAAGAUGGAGGAGGAGCUGAACAAACCGUAUCUGAACUUGUCCCUACAUCGCACUAUGUACCAGUUGGUGAAGGAGAACAACCACAAGUUAGCCGAGACACUGAAGAAGGAAUUUAAGGUUCCAGAUAGGAGAUUCUGGUGGUUAAAGAUCCGGGCACUGGCGGAGGCAGGGGAUUGGAUGGAACUCGAUAGGUUUAGCAAAACUAAGAAGUCACCUAUUGGUUAUGAGCCAUUCAUAGAGGUGUGUAUGGAAAAUCACAAUCGUUUCGAGGCCACCAAAUAUCUCACCAGAGUGGCGCCAGAGAACAAAGUCAAGUGUCAUGUUCGAGUGGGUCAGUUGAAGGAAGCAGCUGAGAUAGCAUUUCAACAGAGAAAUGAGGAGGAGCUCAACUUUGUCCUCUCCAAGUGUGGACCAAUGCAUAAGGACGUUGUUACGCAAAUAACGGGCAUGAAAUCACAGCUUGGCGCUAAAAGAUAACAAUAGUGUUUUAUUGGACAAGCGUAUCAAAUUGACCUCAAAACAACAGAAAUGCAGUGCGAAAUUUUCACACUGCAGGGAAAUUUUUAAUGUAUAUGUACCAUGUUGCAUUAUGGGAUACGGUAUGCUCAUCAAGCAAUGUUUCAGUGUUUUUUACCAACCCAUCUUUUGACAAGUGUUGUAUACACAUUGGCGCACAGAUGGUGAAAGAAAAAUUGCAACUAGAAAUGCAUUCCCACACUGAUGAGCCUGUUGAUUGCAUUGUCUCUUGCAGAAUAUCAUCAGUUGAAGACUGUGUUUUAACUAAUGCUGCUAAGUCUUUAUCGUACUUGUGUUGUCAUGGGCACAGGAAAGAUAGACUGUUGCGUAAGGGUGUGAUCAUCUUAAACAAUUCAGUAAGUUGAAUGGGGCUUUUUAUACAGAAGUUAACAGUGACAGUGGCACAAAUGACUUAAUGAUAUCAGAUUUGACAUUGUUGAACAAAUUGUGAACACUGUGUUCCAUUACAGAUCAAAUGAAAAGUUGUGAAUUGCUGGGAUUUACAGCUAACUGUGGUCUACAUGUAUUUCUCUUCCAUACUGGGGGUCUAGCCUACAUAUUUUUGUUUUAACCAAUUUAAAAAAAAAUGUGCAGAUCAACAUCUGAUUGGUUGUCUUUGAAAACAGAUUUUUUUUUUUUUUUUUUUUUGCCUCAAGAAAAAAAUCUGUAGCAUCUGGUUGGUCCAAAAUAAAAUUGCUGUUAUAGCAAACUAGCUUCA
This is a messenger RNA of Lingula anatina, 3275 nucleotides long. RefSeq names its product vacuolar protein sorting-associated protein 16 homolog. Gene Ontology annotation, molecular function: actin binding. Gene Ontology annotation, biological process: endosomal transport; vacuole fusion, non-autophagic; intracellular protein transport. The record is from RefSeq and is a predicted model, not a curated record. Gene Ontology annotation, cellular component: HOPS complex; cytoplasm; endosome. Lineage: Eukaryota; Metazoa; Brachiopoda; Lingulata; Lingulida; Lingulidae.